ACUGCAUGCAAAACUCGCAUUCCACUCCACAAAAACUUGAAUAUUCAAAGUCUUUCAGAGCCACAAACCCCAGUCAUCUGAAGCCAACAUUGUCUAGGCCAGCAAAUUGCUUCCUUCUCUAAAACCAACACGAUUUCUUUACUCGCCUUGAUUUGAAGGCUACAGUACUACUCUCUUCUUCUCCACAAAUCACCAUCGAAACAUCAAUCAUGGGGAAGGAAGACUCAUCUGACAGCGCUCGUGAGAGCAAUGAGACAUCGAGGUCAUUUCAUUACAGCUCAAACUCUACUCCUGACAGCGGAGGCCGGUUUUCGCAUAUGGCCAACGAGAAAAUAAUAGUGGAGAACGGAGGCUCAGCCCAAACAACUCACGAUAGUGAUGCAUCCUCAGAAACAUCUGACAGCACCUUCAGCUAUUCACCUGGUGACGGAAUCUGUCCGGCAGAUUCACAGUUCAAUCUGUGUUAUCAGUCCAAGUUUACAGAGUGGAAAAAUGCGGCCGCUGCCCGUGUCCCAGGCUCUGACACGUUAGGCUUCUACAUACGAUCGCUUCUGGGUUUACUGAAAGAUGUUCCUCCUUUCUUUCAUGCUCCUCCUGAAGAAGUGGUAGCGAACUUGCAUACCUGUUAUCUCAUGUCUACAAUCUGCAUUCAGUCCACAAAAGAUCAAGCCUGCGACCAACCCCAGAACUCAAUCGAAUACUGUCAGUUCAUUUCGAGUCGAUCUUUUGACAUAUGUAAGACAUCGGCCGAGACGCGACCAGAAAUUGCCAUUCCCAUUUCUGCCAGCCCUCUUCGCCCAGGAUAUCUCACAAGCAUCAUCUUGGCGUGGUCUUAUAUCUUUUCUGCCCGCUGGGUCGAGAUCCUACAACAGGCUGGCGUGGACUGCAAAAUGUAUCAUCAAGGUAAUAUGCAGCUUGAAAAAUCUUUUUGGGAGAUUAUCUUGCAAGGUAACUGGGAGGCUCUCUUCGAAAUCGAAUCCGAGGAAGAUGAGGAACGAACUAAGAGGUAUUCUCCAUGGAUGCUGAGACUAGUGAGCAAUGCCGCACAUGGAGGAGACUGGGGUGCAGUUGCUCCAACUUCAUUUAUGGCUUUCAAUAUCCUUCUCGAAUUUUGCAUCUCGGAAGGCCUAGAAGGAGAAUUGCUCACUGCUCUUGUCGCUGUCAUCAAUACCAAAACCCCCGAAACACCUUGGCCAGAGUAUCCUCCACCGAUCAUGAUUUCGACCAAGUCCUCUUGCUUACCUACAACUCACAAAGACACAAUCUUCCAUGAGCUCUUUCAGGCAGUUGAUAAACUCAUGACUCUGGGCUCCACACGUUGCGCUCGGGACUCGUUGAUAUGUAGUGCGUUCUUCGAUCCUAGCAUUCCUUGCAAUUUGAUCGGGGGUGCAUCUUUGGGAGUGGCAAAGGCUCUUUCGCCGGUCGAUGAGAAAUACGAUCUGCAACCUCCUCCAGCUCAGUCGUCAAUGUGGCGACGACCUAGACCACAAAUCCCAUGGGACAAGAUUGACAAGAGACAGCUUCUUCAAGCAAUCACAUAUCUAAAGCCGCAUUUGAGUCUAUUCUGGGCGGCAGCGGUACACAACAACCAGGCAACACGUUUCCUACAAGUUUCACUCGGCGAGCUACCAGUCAUUUGUCUACCUGCUGCAUGUUGGACAAAUACCACGCAAUCGUUUCUUCAAGUAGCUUACAGUUCAUCUCAUUGGAAAGAGCCGCUCUGCACUCGAGUGGCUGAGUUUCAAACCUCCCAGUUCUGUCGACCAGAUUGCCAGAUACAAAUGCUGCCGUGGCCACGGUCCCCAGCACCGCCGUUUGGCUCAACUCCAAUCACAAAUCUCAGUCUCGAAGUUAGAGAGCAUCUUGGACAUAUGCACAGACCACUCUCUUGGCAGAUAUACUGGAAGCUAAAAGCUGGGCAACGAGUUCCGGCGAGCGACGCGCACCACUGUCAUUAUCAGGAAGCUCACGAGGUUGAUGACUGUCGUUCUGCGAAGAAUGCUGAUGAGUCACCGCAUCGAGAACGAAUUCUGGUAGAGUGGCAAUCUUACCGGGCAACAUCCUGCCUUUUUGAUUGGCAUAGGUUUCAUGAAGGCGGCAUUUGGUUAGAUGACGGUAUCAAUGAUAUUGACUCGGUGCGCCUGAUGCAGGUGCAUCCGUGGAUAAAAGGUUGGGUUGAAGAUGGCUCUGACACUGAAGACACGGAGCCCAAGGAGCUGGAUUAUGAAAGCAUUCUGCGAUGGGUGGACGACACAGUAGAUGAUAGCAGUGCCAUGUAAGCAUGAGAUUGUCGAUCUUAUCAAUAAGUGAUUGGAUUUAUG
Aspergillus saccharolyticus JOP 1030-1 is the source of this 2321-nucleotide messenger RNA. RefSeq lists its product as uncharacterized. The transcript has 3 exons. Lineage: Eukaryota; Fungi; Ascomycota; Eurotiomycetes; Eurotiales; Aspergillaceae. The record is from RefSeq and is a predicted model, not a curated record. The coding region runs from base 210 to 2279 and encodes 689 amino acids.